GCGGAGACUGUCUAACCCCGGUUUUCAAUAUUUGUUUCGAAUUGAGUUUGAUUUGAAACGUUGAGGUGUUAAAACGUAUAUUUUCGUGUUAAGCGGUAAAGUGCGCAUGCGCGAAGGCAUCUACGUAAUACGAUUUGGAGAUUAAAAAAAUAACAAAAAACAAAACGUAAUAUUACGGACUUUUUUGUGGUCGGUGCAAACGAACGUUAAAAAAGAAACAACGACAACAACAACAAAUAAAACACAUUCUCACAUUCAGUUGUUGCAACCGGAUAAAGAGAAAAACAUUGUUCUUUUUCCAUACGAGAUUUAAAUAUAUUAUGCAAAUAAAAGCUUGAUUCCCAGGCUCAAGGAUUUGGAAUAUUUUCAAUAAAAAACCUAGGAUUUCAAAACUUUAAAAAUGUUGCCUGUUUAUCAACAACGUAGCUAUCAUCACAACUUCAACAUGGCUGAUAUCAAUAAUAAGCCCAAACUACAGAUUCGCGCUGGCAUUGCCGUAAAUGGCGAUAAAACCCCCUCUCCGGCCACCAAGUUGCUGAUCAAUCAUGGCAAGCCAAAUUUCACCAUUCAACGUUCGCCCAAGGUACAAAAUGGCAAUGGCACGGUUAUAAAUGGCAACCCAUUGUCACCACAGCCGGUGGCGCCCAAACAGGAAUUUGUGGUAAAAUCGACCACUUUCAAUGGUGUCUUUAAGCCAUCGAAUGUUAGUCCUGUGGCCAAACCAGUUUUGUUAAAACAAAAUGGUAACAUUACCAACAACAACAACAACAUCAUUAGCAAUAACAACAACAACAAUGUCAAUACCAAUAACAACAACAAUGAUGAUCAUGAAAUGAACAAGGUGGUGUUGCGACGCACCAAAGUCCCUGAACCCCCCAUCAAGGAGGGUGAAGAUGAAAAUGUCCCUGAAUUUAUUCGCCGCCAAAGACGUAUCCAGGAGCGACUGGCCAAGGAGAACUUGGACUUUGAAAACAGACGUAGUGGCUAUUUUACUCAGGUUUUAAUUUCUCCCUCUUCGCCCAAUCGCAAAUCCUUUGUCGAGACAAUGUCCAGCCCGGCUGUGGUGCCAAGUUUGGAAAUACCACCACCCGCGGCUCAACCUGAGAAAAUUGUGGAGGAAACUCAUGAGGAGAAACAGGCUGAGGAAAGGGUAUUGCAGGAAAUUGCUAAGGAAAUUGUGGAGGAACCCAAGGAAGUAGAGGAGUCAAAACCUAUGACGGAAAAUGGCCAUGACGAAGAGGUGAACAAGGCAAUUGAGGAGGUCAACAAGGCUGUGGCCGGGGAAGAUGAUGAAAAACCCGAAGAGGAACCACAAAGUGAGGAGCAUCCAGUCCAGCAGGCUGUGGUCACCUCGGCCUUGGUGGAGGAUAACCAGCCCGAAAGUGUAGUUGCUGUGGUGACAUCUGCCCCGGAGGUAGAAGAAACCCCAGCCCAAGAAACUGAGGCUCCCGUCCAAGCCGUGGUAACCUCCGCCUUGGUGGUAGAGGAGGAAGAACAAAAGCCCCAGGAAAAUGGCCAUACUGAACCAGCAAAAGUAGAGGAGGAACACAAACCCCAAGAAAAUGGCCACGUUGAAGCUGUAGUCGUCACAUCAACCCCCCUCGCCGAGGAAGAACCCAAAACCAAUGGCCAUGUCGAAGAGAAUGGCAAUGGAAUCACAAUUUCCCACACCAAUGCCUUGGCCACACCCAGCCUACCUUCACCCGAUCCCAGCGGUGAAAAGGGUGUGAACUUUGAACCCAAAACUGUGGUUUCCUUUUCACGGGAACUGGGAGAAGUUAAUAAAUAUCCCGACACAGUAAAGGUCGUAAAGGAAGGCGGUGAGGCACCCCAGGUUGAUGAUGACCUCAAAGAAUUGGCCAAAUUGAAAUUUGAAAUUAAGGCUGAUGACAAGGAUAUUGAAGUGACACCAGUACUGAAAGUGGAGUAAAACAAGCAAUUUCACACACACACACACAUUUUCCAGUAGCUUUAGAAAUAGAACGACAACAACCAACAAAUCUACCAGUUAAGAUAUGGAGAUUGAGGGCAAUUUAUCUGCCAUGGCCAUUCUGAAGACUAGAUUUUGUAAAAUUUCUUCAUAAAUUCCACAAGAAUAAGCCAUAAUGGACUCUCUUUCGUUGAGGGUCAUAAUAAAUUGUAAUUAAUCUCUGAAAACAAGGCAAGACUCUUCCCAAACGAAGAACUCUCUUUGCAUGUAACAGUUAUGGUUCCUUUCUCUUUUUCUCUUUCAUUUUAAGCUACCGUUGUUUGUGAGGGGAUCUCUUUUCAAAUUCCCCUACAAAUAAUGUGAGCAUCUCUUUAUUCAAGUCAUUUUCCUUCAAGAGAGGAAGAGAGAGAGCGCGCCUUAAACCUAACUAAAGAGAGGUGGAUUUUGCCUUUUUUGCUAUAUUAGUUUAUAAAUUCUUGAAAAAAAAAAAAAAAAACAACCAACAUUUCUUAUAUCAUAAAUUAAAUAUCCUUAUUAUUGUUUAUUCACCCAUAAACAAAAUGGCAUUAUAGCGGUAAUAUGUUCAUAUAUAUGUAUUUUUAAGUUAAAUAAACUGUAAAA
This is a messenger RNA of Musca domestica (house fly), 2551 nucleotides long. RefSeq names its product hybrid signal transduction histidine kinase E (gene hebe). NCBI's taxonomy places the organism in Eukaryota, Metazoa, Arthropoda, Insecta, Diptera, Muscidae. The transcript has 3 exons. The coding region runs from base 401 to 1930 and encodes 509 amino acids. The record is from RefSeq and is a predicted model, not a curated record.